Haliotis rubra (blacklip abalone) is the source of this 2637-nucleotide messenger RNA. Its product is annotated as protein asteroid homolog 1-like. Lineage: Eukaryota; Metazoa; Mollusca; Gastropoda; Lepetellida; Haliotidae. The record is from RefSeq and is a predicted model, not a curated record.
CACUCUCAGCACUACUUCUUGAACGGCUGAAGAUGUGACAUGUGGAUGGCCACUGACAAGAUUUUGUCCCUAUCUACAUCAGUUUCCAGUCAGCAAUGGGCAUCCGAGGCUUCACAACGUUCGUUGAUGGCAACAACACUCGUCUCCUACAGGAUCAUAACCUACACAGCACAAGAGUGGUGAUAGAUGGAAACAACUUCUACCACUUCCUGUACCAGUAUUUACACGUCAAACACUGUUAUGGAGGAGACUAUGAUGUUUUCUAUAAGAAGGUUAAAGACAUAUUUCAAAUAUUUGAAGAUUGUGACAUCAAACCAUUUGUUGUUUUUGAUGGAGGAUAUGACACAGAUGGGAAGAAGUUAAAAACAACACUCUCUCGAGCCAAAAACAGGAUACAUCUUGCUGGAUUUAUUUCUCAUGGAGGAAGAGGGAAGAUAAUGCCAAUAUUGGCAUAUGAGACGUUCAAGACUGUGUUGGAUGACAUGGGAGUCCCCUAUGUAGUGUGCGACUUCGAAGCUGAUACUCAGAUUGUCAAGCUAGCCAACCACUGGCAGUGUCCUGUUAUGAGCAAUGAUAGUGAUUUUUGUGUGUUUGACCUCAAAGGUGGCUUCAUACUCUUUGACUAUGUAGACUUUCGAUUAGUCUCACCCACAGACCCAGACUCUGGCAAAACUUUCUACUGCUUAUCUGUCCAGCUGUAUCAUAUUGACAAUUUUGCUAAAGAAUUUCCAGGGUUUGAUAAAGCUUUGUUACCCGUUGUUGCAGUCCUUCUAGGAAAUGACUUCAUUGAGUCGUCACUAUUUGAACCUUUUUUCUCCUCCCUGAAAUCUGCCUGUUUUAAAUCUCUGCCACUGAAACAUCGAAGGCUAGUAGCCAUUUUGGAUUGGUGUGAGGACUUCAGAUCCUGGGAGGAAGCAGUGGAGAAGAUCCUCACAUAUGUACCGAAAGAAUCAAGAGAAAGUACGAGACUUAACAUUCACAGAUGUAUCCGAAUCUAUACUGACUUGGAGGAGUCGUUCAGUUUGAGUGACUUCUUUGAUAGCGACACUGACACUGCCUUGCAUCAGAGGACUGAUGAGAUAAAGACUUACAAUGGCAGCCAAUUUCCAUCCUGGUUCAUCAGUGCCCAUCGAUCAGGUGCAAUUCAUUCGUUUUGUCUCAACACUAUGUCGCUUCAUCGGAAUUUUCUACUGACUCAGGUGGAAAAGUUAAAUGUAGCUUCUGCAUACUCCACGUCUGAAUGGAUUAGACAGGUGGCAUAUGGUAUUCUGCUGAAGGAUGAUGCCUGUGCUCACAUAGAUAAUCAGGCUGGUGCAAGCAUGGCUACACAUGUCUUAGAGUACACACGAGACGAGAGUAAGAACCUGAAGAAGACUCUCCUUGAACCUAUCAGCUCUUUACCUAGUUUCGGGCAACUUCCAGGACUAUCUGAACUUGCAGGUAUUUCUACCAGGCAGCGUGUGGAUCUGAUACUUGAGGCUCUUUCUGUUCCGAAGUCUUUCCUGGAAUCGUGGUCACCUUCUUUGCAGCUUCUUGCAUGUGUGAUUGUGUUCUGGGUCAAUCAGUCUAGACCUAAAGUCACAAGGCAUCAUUAUCACGCUAUACUUGUCUGCGUUAUACUCCUACAGUCAAAGUCAAGGAUUCGUCAACUUAAGCAGGAUUCUAGACAUUACAAACAAGAGACAGACAAUGUCACAAAGGAUGAUAUAUCAAAUUCAUCAUCAACUUCUCUAAGUGAUCCUUAUACACAAUCCAAACACUCCAGCCAUGAAGCAGAUCCCACUGCCUCGCUGAUAUGUGUAAAGUCAGCCUGUGAGAAGGCGACCGAGUCACAACUGACACAGUUUCUGCAGAAGACUGACAAACACCAUGCCAAAUUUGCUCCUGUUACACAUGCUAGCCCAGUGGACGCUUCCAUCACUCAUGGUUCAUCUCAGCUGCAGGCCUGCCUCUUUGACUGUCUCCAUCUCAACCAGCUGCUGCAGAGGCCUCUGGAACACCCCCAACCUCACCAAUUCUUCAGUGGAGUCUUCCUCUACAACUUCACUAAAGAACUGAGGUCAAGGUCGAAGCCUCUUGCCUAUAUUUAUGACAUUCUUGUACCCAAAUCACCCAUGUCAGCUGCAUUUGCUCAGAUGGAAUCUUUAUUUUCUGAACACAUUGGGCAAGAUUGUUUCCAGGAAACUGGAACAGGUAAGAAAAACUCCAAGAAGAAGGGUAAAAAAAAGGGUGACAAGAAAAAGAAGGCUGAAUAUGCCAAGUCUGAUGUGUGUUCUGAGAACUCUGACAGUGAUCUACCAGAGAUGGUGCAAGCAUCAUGUGAGGUGGACAAUAGGUUCAGCUGUCUCCGAAUAGACGAUUGAUUAAUGGAGGACGAGUGGGUUGUCGACAAACUUGUAAUUCCUCUUGUAUAUUAAGGACUGGUUGAGAUUAAUCUUGAACUCUUUGCAAAUAGUGUUCAGUGAAAAAUGUUUAAUUUUUUGGCGCUUUUCUGGUGCAUUCAGUUUGAUGAACAUGAACAUUGAUCACUACUCUUUGUAUAAAAGACCCGUGAAGAUCCGGGGUAGAAUAGGUCUUCAGCAACCCAUGCUUGCCACAAAAGGCGAUUAUGCUUGUUGUAAGAGGCGACUAACGGGA